UUUCUCCCUUGGAAGAGUUUUGGAGAAGCUCCGUUAGAUUUUCAGAGAAAGGGGAUUCGAGCUCAAGAGCGAGGAAAACGAGGGGGACACGAAACCUCAACCCCCUUUCUCCUGUUUUUGUCUCCUCGCGUGAAAGAAAAACGAAAAAAGGACGCAGGUCUUCACUGUUUUGUUUCCUUCCCAGCCAGAGAGGACUUACACCAUCAGGGGCGAUGAGAUGUGAGUGAGCUAUGCCUUGUGGAAAUGGACAGACUUUAUCCAAGCGAAAACAUGGCGUCUGCGCACCGAGGUUCAGCUUCUUCUCCAGCCUGCUUGUGGCGCUCUGCUGCCUGGAGGUAUGGGGCUCCGGGCCGCAGGGGGACGGCGGCAGGAGCUGCAGCCCCUGUCCCGUUAACUGCAGCUGCGCGCUGGCGGCAGGACAACCGCAGCAGCCGCCGCCGUCGUCUUGCGUUGUCAACUGCUCCAACGUCGGGCUGGAGAGGGCCCCAGCUGCGGCGGACAUCCCGCUGGCCACCAGCGUGCUAGAUCUUUCCAAGAACCACAUCUCCUCCCUUGAUACCAGCCUGUUAGAUCGCCUCACCGGCCUCCGAGAGCUGUAUCUUCAAGGGAAUCGGAUCAAUGUUCUCCCCAGAGGGAUAUUCUGCUGUGGGCCACUGUCAGUUGUAGAUUUGAGCAACAACCAAAUCACCACCAUCGAAGAGAGAAUCUGUGACAACCUAUGCAAUUUGACUCAAAUCGACCUGAGCGGCAACCCCUUUGACUGUGACUGUAAGCUGUUCAGAUUGGUCAGCUGGCUCCAGGAGAAAGGCGUGCGGGUUCGGCGACCGGACGCCAUGCUCUGCAGCCAUCCUCCUGAACUCCGUCACCAGCCGCUGCUCAACGUCAGCCUGCUCACCUGUGGUCUGAACUACGCAGCAUGUCUUGAAGACAGCAGCAGUGUAGGAGGGGGGCGGAGUGAGCUUGUUAUCUUCUCUUCCUCCACACCGGGAAACUUCACACGCGAGCAGUGUAACAGUGUGUGCUUUGCCGCAUCACACCGCUACGGUGGCCUGGGGGCAAGACAAGAGUGUCUCUGCAGCACAAACUCGGAGCCCAACUUCAUCAGUGAAUCUCAGUGUUCUGCCGCCUGCACUAACCCCCACGUUAUGAAGGAAUGUGGGUGGACUCUGGCUCACGAUGUCUUUGCGGUGGACUUCUCCAUCUCACUGAAGCCUCUCCCGCUGCAAAGUGUCCUUGACCCCAUCACUCUGGCAGCCGUCUCCUCUGUUACUCCGGUGACGCUGUCCUGGGACUUUGGUGAUCUUUCAUCGCGGGUCAACACUACAGGAACCGGCCUGACCACAGCGACUCAUAAAUACGGGCUUCCCGGACAAUAUGCCGUCAGCGUGAUGGCCUGGGCUGGGAACAAGGAGGUUUCUGCGCGUAAAGAAGUGACGGUGACGGUUCCUCCCAAGCUGGAGCUGCGUUGUCCGUCUCUUGUUGUGGCCAAUAAGAGCUUAGAGUUCACACUUGUCAGCUGGGGGGCCAUUGGUGUGGACGUAAACUGGAAGAUCACAAACGAUGGCGUCCAGGUUGCUAAAGCCUCCCCUCACUGUCCAAAAGAUGGGGUGUACCACGCCGAGUCCUCACGCUGUUUCCAGAUAGUUCCAGGGGAGUUGAGUUGGAGCGAUGCUCGACAACAAUGUUCAGACCGUGGCGGGGAUUUGGCGAUAGUCAGGAGUGAUGCUCUGUGUAACCUGCUGGCACCCAAAGUCACACAGGAACGAGGUGUGUGGCUGGGCUUGAGUGAUGUUAACUCUCCAGGAAAGCUGCACUGGGUGAACGGCUCUGACGCACAGGAUGGGGAGGAGGGCCCGUCGCCUCGUUCCCCGAUCCCCCGUGGAAACGUGUGCGUGUCCCUCAAUCAGCAUGGUCAGACGAGUUCACACCCAUGCACUGCCAAGCGUGCCUUUGUCUGCCAAUACAGUCCUCAGGUGCGUGUGCCAGAUGCAGGGAUCUAUAUGGUGGGGCUGCCUGUGUUUGCCUCCCACAAUCCUUUGCAGCGCGCCCCAACUUCUCCACUCACUGCUCCACGACCUCCCAGCAGUGGCAUAGAGGUGCUGCUGUUCCCAGCGCUUAGCUUUGUACAGGCAGGUCGUCUGUCCUCCCUGGAGUUUCUCACUCAGGAACUGGGCUCACAAAUCCAUGUGCGAUUCCAGCUGUACAGGCCACAUUGUCACCAUCCAGGCCGGCACCUGCUGCUGCCCAGUUGUGGAGGACCAGCGUGUGCUCCAGUGGCCGUUUGUGUCCCAAACAACACAAAGACUAGUGAUCCGCCCUCUUGUCCUCCGCUGGAGCAGUGGUGUCCCUUCCAGCACCGGUGCUUGGCUCUGUCUAGUCCCUGCCAACCAUCGUCCUGUCCAAACUGCACCCAGACUCACCGCCUGCCCCCUGGGGCACUGAGGCCCCGCUACACUCUGCAAAAUGAGGUGGUCUUCACUCUACCUGCGGGACCAGCUGCACAUGUAGUGGUACAAGAACGGUUGGAGGACCUCCUGGUUUCGCGCGGUGACGUCAUCGCGCUGCAGCACGACGCUGGCCCCGAGUCUUUACUCCGCUGCCAGUCCUCCUCACACUCACUGUGGCGACAACCUGUUUUAGUCCUCAACCAGUCGGAGUGGUUCUGGAACAACAACACCAGACUGUCGGCGGAUAGAUGGGCUGAACCUGAUGCUGACCCUCUGCCUGACCCAGAGCUGGACGUGGAGAUGCUGGUACAGGACGGUGAGGGCGGCUGGCUGGAGGACGCGGUCUGCCCUGUCCGAUUGCUCUAUGCGGGACACAGUGAGACCCAGCUGCAGGGAGCACAACUGUCUGCUGGUUUACCCCAGCCUGGACUGUACAGCCUGCUGGUGACCUCUGCGGAGCCGUCAUACCCGGCCUCAGCCACAUGCCCACUGCGCGUGGUGCCCCCUCUGGGCUUGACAGUCCUCCACCCGACUCCCCAGAAUGGCACCUUCUACCUGCAGCCCAACGACACCCGCCUGCUUCUCCGUGUCCAGUCUUGCUACGUAACCCACGUGUCGCCGCGAGGCAAUAAUCACAGCGUCGUGUUCCAGCCAGAAUGUCCGUCGGAGUUCUCGUCCAACUUGGCAAUCUGUCAGCCCGCGCCAAGCUCGGGGACGGGGGUCAAGGUCACCGAGCCCAGUCUGUAUGCAGUGCUGGAUCUGAACCUGGGAGGUCAGGAACAAGAGAGUCCAGUACAGGUGGAGUUGGAGGCCUUCAAUAAUGUCACCGAAGCCAGACUGGUCAUGUCUGUCCACUUGGAAGUGCCCCUCAGAGGACUGGUGGUGCAGCCACACCCUGCACACAGAGUGCUGAUGGAGUCUGUCGUGAGCUACACAGCAUCCGUCCUCGAAGGCUCCAGUCCCACAUUUAAGUGGACAGUGGACGACAAACCCCACUUCACCUACUACAACACGGUUCUCAAUGUCAUCUAUCAGCAUGCCGCGGUCUACAAGCUCACGGUGACAGCCAUGAACCAUGUCAGCACCCUCACAGAGUAUUUCAACGUGACAGUGGACCGCCUGCAGCCCAUGGCCAACUUGACUGUGAGGGGUGUGCCAGAUGUGGUCCCACAGGGCUCCACACAGACUCUCACCACGUCUGUGCUGGUAGACAUGUCUGUGGACGCCACCUUCCGAUGGUUUUUCGGUGACAAUGGAUAUAAGGAGUUUGAGUACAAGCCUCCCUAUGAUCCUGCCCUCCUCUGCGCAGACUCCCCUAAUCAGGUCCUGCUAAGCAACAAUGUCACCUACAUCUACUCUCAGCCAGGAAUAUACACUGCAGUGGUGUCAGUGUCCAAUCGCUAUGACAAUGUCAGCCGGAGCAUAAACAUGAGCGUCUACAGCAUCCUCACUCGUGUUGAUAUACAAACAGAGCCACAACUCCUGCUCACUGGGGAAUCCGCUGAUUUUGAGGCUCACCCUCUGCCCUCGCCCUAUGGAAUUCACUAUGACUGGCACUUUGGCGAUGUCUCUGCCCCGUUGCAGGGUCGCCGUGUGGCACACACCUGUGCACAGAGUGGCGUCUUUAAUGUCUGUGUCUCGGUUAACAACACCAUCAGUUCCGUGGAGGCUUGCGCUGAGAUGUUUGUGUAUGAGAAGAUUGGAGGUCUGUGUGCUGAAAGUUCCUCCCCCACCGAGCUUCAUAGUCCUACGACUGUGAGGGCUCGAUUUGCUUCGGGCAAUAACAUAACAUGGACCUUUUCCAUGGGCGACGGAAAUGUCUUCUCUACACCUGAACCUCAUGUGACGCACAGCUACACUAAAGAGGGUAACUACACGGUGAAUGUAACGGCCAGCAAUGCUGUGAGCUUUGCUUCGACAGUCCUGUCAGUGCAGGUGUUUGUCUUCCAAGUUAUGAGGAUGGAGCCAUCCGGGUGUGUCCAGGAGCAGACCCCUGUCAACUUUAAAGCCUGGGUUUCCGGUAAUGAAUCAGCUCAUUUUUAUGAAUGGUGCUUCGGGGACGGAAGCCCCAAUGAGACACACCACGGCAACCCCACAGUGUCACACACCUACGUGGCAAGUGGGAACUAUCCCCUCUCCUUGCUUCUCUCUAGCGGGGUCAACAGGGCCACCAAGGUGAACUUCUUCAACUGGGUGUGUGUGCAGCCAGCUUUGACCAACAUAAGUAUUACCCUUGAGAAAUCCCAUUACGCCAUUGGAGAGGAGGUCCUGUUCCAGGUCGGUGCUGCGCCGGAGUUCAACUACAGCUAUCACUGGGACUUUGGUAGAGAGGAAGAACUUGUGCUCGUCCAUGGCUCUGGGAAUAUUGUGACAAUGUAUGAAACCCCAGGCCAUUACAUGGUGACAGUCACUGUCUCCAAUAACAUCUCCACAAGUAAUGCUAGUGUUUUGGUUGAGGUUCUGAUGUCUGUAGGACCAAUUAUUAUUCAGCAUAAUGGCACUAAAUACAACAACCUGACACUUAAAGCACCAUAUGCUUUUACAACUUCUUCCAUGGCCUCCAAUGUCAAUUAUAGCUGGGACUUUGGAGAUGGAAAUGUGUUAGCAGGCCAGAAUAUUUACCACACCUACAGUAUCUCAGGCCACUACAAUAUCACACUAACAGCAGCUAACACAGUCAGCAGGAAUCACACUACUUUACCUGUUGCUGUGCUCGCACCAAUCCGCGGGUUGACUGUCAACUCCAGCCUGAUAAAUGUUCCUCUCAAUGCCUCGGUUCAUUUUGAAGCUCAAAUGGAGGCAGGAGAUGGUGUUCGGUUCUCUUGGAUCUUGUGUGACCGCUGUACCUCAAUACCCGGGUCCCACACCAUGUUCUACACUUUCCGCUCUGUUGGCACUUUCAACAUCAUUGUGACUGCGGAGAACGAUGUCGGAACAUCACAAGCUAGUAUCUUUCUGUUUGUCCAACGCGAGCUGGAGGGUCUGCAGAUUCUAGCAGCGGAGGAGGUCACAGGAAGUGGAGGCACACAUCUGGACACAUGUUGCUUUGCGACAAACCACAUUCUCCACCUUCAAGCAGGCUUAAAGGAAGGAACCAACAUGACAUUUACCUGGAACCUCAUCAGAGAGCCGGACCAAGACAGCUCAAGCUUCAACAUAAGCGGAAAGAGUGUGGAGGUGAAUUACUCCAAGCCGGGUCCAUGUGAAGUCUUUCUUCGUGCCGUCAACCUUCUGGGUCAGCUGUCUGUCAAUAGAACCAUUUACUUCUUGGAACCAGCCAGAGGUGUGUACCUGCAGGUCAGCAAGAACCCGGUCGCAGUCAGUUCUCCAACAAACCUGACAGUCUUGACUAUGGAGGGCUCAGACCUGCAGUACCGCUGGUCUGUGAAUGGCGAUACACUGCAAUGGAACAAUCCCUGGAAAACCCACACCUUCAUCAGUCCGGGCCAAAAACUAGUUGCUGUGGAGGUCUUCAAUGAAGUUAGCUCCAAAGUUGUGUCGGAAAUACUAAGUGUCCAGGAAGUCAUCUCUGGACUAAGAUUCACAGCCACCGAUGUGACCGAGCAGAGUUACGUGGCAACAGGUACCAACAUCACGCUCCAGGGUGAUGUGCUGACAGGAACCAAUGUGACAUGGACGUGGCUGUUAGAUGGAAGAACAGACAUUGGAAGGAGAACCUCUCUGAUUUUCAAGGAGCCAAAGACAGCCGUUGUUGUUUUAAAUGCCACCAAUGAUGUCAGUGGGCAAGUGUAUUCCAGGGAGUACUUUGCUCAGGACAAGAUCCAAGGCUUGGAGCUGAAGGCCAGCACAAAGAUUGCGGCAGUGGGCCAAAAGGUGGAGUUCACCAUUUCCAUGGCAGCUGGCUCGGACGUCAAUCUGAUUCUCAGCAUCAGCGGAGAUGCCACUGUUAUCACACAGCUCAACCAAACCUAUGUCCACGUGUUCAGCAGGGUGGAUACAUACAUGGUGAAUCUCACCGCUCACAACCAGGUGAGUUCUAAGAGGCGGCACCUCCAGGUUGAGGUGAUGGAGCCGGUUCGUGGACUCUCCAUCCUGGGCAGCUGUGCAGCGAUCCCUGUCGGUGUGAAGAGAUUGUUUGUGGCCAACAUUUUGACAGGCAAACCUGUCCAUUUCCUGUGGACUUUUGAUCUCUACCACCUCCACCAGAAACCACACAUUGGCAAAGAGGUGUCAUACACUCCAGAAGAGGCCGGCUUAUUGACCAUCUACCUGAAGGCCCUCAACGCCCUGCACGCCCAAAACAUCACCAAGCACAUCCUCGUGCAGAACCUGCUGAAGGCUGCCAUCCUGUACGCAGCACCUCAGGACACUUUCAUCAAAAAGACGAUAACCCUGACGGCCUCCAUCACACCCAGGUCUAACCCCGUGGAGUGUCUGUGGGACUUUGGUGAUGGUUCUACUCAGGCUCACACCACCACCACAACUGUGGGUCAUGAGUACAACUACCCAGGACACUACCUGGUCCAAGUGAACUGCAGUAACAUGGUGAGCUGGGUCUUGGCCCAGGUGGAGGUCAGCGUCAGUGUAUUAGAGUGUGAGGAACCAGAAGUGCAGGUGGUUCAAGCCCCCCGCCUGGCCAUCUGGCGCUCGCAGCCCGCUAUAAUGGAGGCCAGUGUUGAUCUGAAAGGCUGCGAACGCUACGGAGCUCAAUAUCUGUGGCAGAUACUCUCAGCACCCUCCUGUGAUAAUGACAAAGAUGACCGGAAUCCCUCUGGAGCGGUGACUCAGCCCUCUCAGUCUUUGCCGGUCCCAGUAAUUCACCUUCCAACGGAGGUAGAUGUGCGUCGCGUGGAGCUGUCGUUGCCUAAGAUGUCUCUGGCGACAGGAAACUACAGCUUGGUGUUUUCGCUGUCAUAUGAAGGCGUGCCGCUGAGAAAGGCUGCCUGUCUGCAUCUGAGCGUCAUGGCUGCCAGGCUAAUGCCCAUCAUAGAAGGGGGCACAUACAGGGUGUGUUCAAGAACGCAGGACCUGCAGCUAAGUGCGGAGCAGUCGUACGACCCCAAUAUGGACCGGGACAGCCAGUCACUACUCCACUACCACUGGGAGUGUCAAAGCACCUCGAAGGGUCCAGAGCACUGCUCCACUUUGAACUUUGGCCUGGGUUCCAGUGGUCCAGUGCUAGGAAUCUCUGGUUCUGAGCUGGAGGCGGGCGUCGAAUACACAUUCAAACUGACCAUCAGCAAAGACGGCCUGGCGCCGGAGUCCACCACGCAGACUGUACUCGUCCAGAGUGGUCACAUACCCAUGGUGUAUCUGGAGUGUGUGUCCUGUAAGGCCCAGUCCAUCUACGUGGUCAGCCAGAACUCCUAUGUUUACCUCAAAGGGACCUGCACCAACUGCCAGGGCUCUCAUCGUGGGCGCUGGAGUGCCAUGACACUGCAGAACGAGACUCUCGUCCUGGACUCCUCCUCCACCACCACCGAGAGCGACGACAUGAAGUUGGUGCUAAGGCAGGGCGUCCUGCGCCACAUAGACUCCUACAUUUUCACGCUGUACGUGACCGACGACAGUCUGGACGGCGAGGGCGUCGCCUCCAUCACCUUGCACCGCAAUUUGCCCCCGGCCGGCGGGAAGUGUCACCUGAGAGGCGGAGGGGAAGCAGGAGUGGAGUAUGGCGAUGGUGAAGACUGGAGGGUGCGCACGUUGAUCGACCGCGUGCACUUCAACUGCUCAGGUUACAGUGAUCUGGGAGACUCAGAGACUCCGCUGCUGUACAGUCUGCUGGUGACGCGUUGCAAAGGAGCUUACUGCGAGGACUUCAGCGUGUACAGGGGCAGCAGUCCAGAGCACUCUGCCUUCCUGCCCCCAGGCUUCAGCUCAGCCCAGCAUCGCGUCGAAGUGUCCAUCACAGUGGAGGACCAUCAGGGAGCUGCUGACAUUGCACUGAAAAAACCCAUUGAAGUGGCGCUGCCAGAUCCCCCUCAGGGUUACAGCAGCCUCUCACACUGGCUGUCUCAUCUGACGGACAGCAAACUCAAAAAGCUGCUGGAGCAGGGAGACUCCCAGAGGGUCAGAGAGUUAUCACUGGCUCUCAUCACAGUUCUAAAUGAGUAUGAGCAGACCAGGGAAACGGUGCGAGUGUCCCGAAAUGAGCGCGGCUACCGCGUCAGAGUGCGCAGCAACAUCACUAGAGCUCUGACAUCUCUGGACCUGACCACUGUUAAUGACAUCCAGCAGACUUCAGCUGCUCUGGCACAGUGCACAGCGGUAAGCCGUGAGUUCAUCUGUGAGGAGUGUCAGAACAGCACACUCAACAAACUGGAGUCCAUGCUGGAGAUUUUGCAGACUGACACCAAGCAAGGCACUGUGACCCCAACUGAGAUAGCUGACAACAUCCUCAACAUCAUGGGUGAUCUGAUCCAUCAGGUGAGCCAGUCCGCCUCGCAGUCCUACUUCCAGCCCGCCUAUGUGGAUUCCCCCUCCCCUGCAUCUACGUCCUUGUCCGCCUCCGCUGGCGGAGACCAAGGAAGCAAUCAAUUAGACCCGUCACCCUCCACACUAGAGCCACAUCCUCUGCAAGUGGCAAUGAAGGCUUACAACCUGUCCUCAGUCCUCAUGCUGAUCCUCAUGCACGCCCGCGUGCUUAAUGAGGAGCCGCUGGUGCUCAAGGGAGCCGAGAUCGCUGCCACAGGAAAACUGGCAGAUCCCCAGAGUCUGCUCUGCUACGACAGCAACGACAGUCCAGCUUGUCAGCGUUUCUCCAUCCCACGAGCUUUUAACAACAGUCUUGGCAAAGCCGCCGCAGGAAACAGCAUCAUGCAACUACUGUUUCAGGUGGAGCCCAACCCUUUCCCUUUCAAUUAUGUUGCCAACUACACCGUCUCUACCGAGGUAACGUCCAUGGAGUUUCGCACUGAAAAUGGCACCCAGAUCCCAAUCUCAGGCCUGGACGACAGUCUAGCCAUUACCGUUGCCAUCAACAAUGGCACUAGUGCAGAUGCAGGUGUGGAGAGAGCCAGCAGUGGAGGGUUACCCACAGCCGGAGCCGUGAACAUCACCCACUGUGACUCCGUCAUCGUCAGGGUCAGCACAGGAAACGCCAACAGACAGGCGGGGCUGUUUGUGCAGCUCAACUUCACUUCUCUGGAGGAUGCCAGAGAGAAGGAGAACAGAGGAGACGCUGGAGAGGAGCCAUACAUCACAGCUUACCUUCAUUCCCAGGAAAGACCGAACGAGUUUAACUGCACGGACAAAAAGCGCAUCACACUUAGUAUGACUAGAGGGCAAGAUCUGGACCACAAGAAAUACACCUUCUUCCUGUCACCAGAAUCCUACGACACCACUCUGGACUACUUCAUCAACGUGAGUACGCCGUGCAGCCCAGACGCUCAGCCUGCAGGUGUGUGUUUGAAGGUGGGGGUCUUUGCCUCCCUGUGUCAGUACUUCAGCGAGAGCGAGAAACAGUGGCGGACAGACGGCAUGGUGCCCCUGGCAGAGACCAACGCCAGCAGGGCGGUCUGCCGCACAAGGCACCUCACCGCUUUUGCCGCAGGCCUGUUUGUACCGACCAACGCUGUCAGCUUUAAAGUGCCGGAGCGCUCCGGUCCACCGAGCCUGGUCGUGCUGUUGGUGUGUGUGCUGGGCUUGCUGAGCUACGUCGUGGCGGGAGCCAUUUUGCACAAGUUGGACCAGCUCGAUCUGCGACGGGCGGCCAUGGUUCCACUCUGUGGCCGCGACGGCCUCUUCAAAUACGAGGUUCAGGUCAAGACUGGCUGGAGUCGAGGGGCAGGCACCACAGCCCACGUGGGGAUUAGUCUGUACGGGCGUGAGAGCCGCAGUGGCCACCGCCAUCUCGACAGCAGAGGAGCGUUCUCACGCAACGCUCUCGAUAUCUUCCACGUUGCUACGGACAGCAGCCUGGGCAGUGUCUGGAAAAUACGAAUUUGGCAUGACAACAAGGGUCUGUCCCCGGCGUGGAUGCUGCAAUACGUCUUGGUGAAAGAUCUGCACACGGGGAGCAGCUACUACUUUCUGGUGGAGGAGUGGCUGUCGGUCGACAAUGACAAAACAGACGGACGCGUCGAGAUCGAGGUGGAGGCGUCAGAGGAGACGGCGCUCCUGCAGCUGCCCCGCCUCCUGUGGUGCGAGUCGCAGCGAGCGCUGUGCGAGAGUCACCUGUGGCUGUCGCUGUGGGAGAGACCCCCGCGCAGCCCCUUCACCCGCCUGCAGAGAGCCACCUGUUGCACUGUGCUACUGCAGCUCUUUCUGUUGGCCAACACACUGUGGUACAGCGUCGUGGUGGACAAGAGAUACAGCCCGCGGGCCGUGUCUCGGCUGUCUUCGUUAAACGGAGAGACGGUGGCGGUCGGCGUGGUGACCUGUCUGAUUGUCUACCCUGUGUACCUGCUCGUCUUCACGCUCUUCAGAAUGAGCCGCAGCAAGUGUGUGUCUGUGGAGCAGGUGCCACCACAAGUGGACCAAGAGUCUGUGGAGAUCGACGACUUCCUUGACAAUUCGGUCGCAGGAAGCUCCUUCCUCUUCUUUAAUGGCGAGACCAACUCGGAGGAAACCAAUGUCGAUCUCCCCACUCCGUCAACUAAAAGUGUGGACAGUUGGGCCAUGGCAGAGGAGGAGACGGAGGGAGACAGAGAUUGGCCGGAGUUGUUGAGUGACGCGUCCGUGGUGGGAGGGGCGGGGCACGGAGCGGGACUGCCCAGGCUGAAGAGGGGUCAGGGGAGCAGGCACCUGGGUGUCGACAUGACCUUUAACCCCGACGACGACGACGGAAAUGACCGACGCAAUAAAUGUUUCACCUCUUCAGGUAACAGCGGCCUCGACACUCAGGUGUCACAGAGUGCACACUGUCGACGCCAGGAAAUCUGUCUGACUCUCGCUGAUAACAUGGCUGCCACGAGGGACUUAAGGAAAGACACAUUUCAGCCACUUCGAGUGAAUUCAUUAACGUCCCGACCUUUGACACAGUUUCCAAAACCCUCUGGCCCGCAGGUUUUGUGCGAGGCCGUGUACUACGCGGUGUGCGUGCGCCGCCUGCGUCCAGAAGAGCAGGACGUGCUGGUGGAGUUCCCCCGUGUGGAGAGGGUGGUUCAGCGCGUCCCCAGAGUGAGACCACCACAGGGAUUUGCUCUGUCCCAAGCCAGGGACCAGGCCCGCAAGGUGCACAUGCUGCACACCAUGCUGAAGAAUUUCCUGGUUUAUAUGUUUUUCCUGUUGGUGGUUUUACUCCUGAACUACUCCGACUCGGCCAAAGACACACACGGGCUGAGACUGCGCACACAACUGCAACAGGCCCUACACACACCUGAGUAUCACAACAUCAGCAGCCGAGACAAUGUCUUGACAUGGCUAAAUGAGUCUCUGUUGCCGCGGUUACUGGACGACUCUGCCCUCUUGAGAGACACGGGGACUGUGUUACUCGGCACUCUGAGGCUGCGACAAAUCCACGACGCACGGGUUGCAGAUGGUGCCGGGGCAGUAGACGGCGUUUGGGCAAGGGGCCGCUUUAUCGCUCCUGACGCAAACCAGGUGUGGCAUGUGGGUCAAGUGAGGAUGUACAACAGAGGCGAGGCGGUCCACCAGCUGAACCGAAGCCUGGAGGAGGCCUUUUCCUCCUUACAGCAGCUGAAGCAGCUGCACUGGCUCGACUACAGGACCCGCGCCGUGUUUGUGGAGUUCUCGCUCUACAACGUCAACACAAACCUCCUGGCUGUCUUCUCCUUCCUGUUUGAGUUUCCGGUGUCGGAGCGCGCCCAGUCCAGUCUCGACCUGCGCGUCAUUACUCUGUGGCCAAUCACAGGCCUGGACCUGCAGCUCCUUCUCACGAUCAUCCUGUUCGCCCUGGUGCUGUACUUCCUGGUGCGCGGGGUCUUGGGCUUCGUCCGGGGAGGCUACAGGUACCUGCUGUCCGCCUGGAGACUCCUGGGCAUCUGUAAGCUGGCUCUGGCGGCGUCGGUGUGCGGGCUGCACCUGAGCUGCUGCGCCAUGGCCAAGCAGCAGUGGGCGUCGUACACGCAGCGCCCGAGGAACGCCUUCACGGACUUCCACCCGCUGGCCAGACAGACUCAAAUGUUCUCGGUCGCGUCGGCGAUGCUGUUGUUCGUACUGGUGCUCAAGGCUUCUCACCAGCUGCGCUUUCUCAGAGAGUGGGCUGUGUUUGGCAGAGCUCUGCGGCGUUCGGUGUGGGAGCUGCUGGGAGUCGCCCUGGCUUUACUGCUGUUGAUGCUGGCUUACUCACACACAGGACACCUGCUCUUCCACUCCGUAUUGGACGGCUACGGCAGUGUGAGCGCCACCUGUCUGUCUUUGCUUGGUGCUGGCGGGCGGGGCUUGUUGACCUGGCGUCCCGGCUGGACAUUUUCUGGUCCCUCCAGCACGGUCUCCUCGCUGGUGUUCCACACAAGCUUCGCCGUGCUUCGGCUGGUGCUGCUCUGGACAAUCACUUCCCUGCUGCUGAGGAACUACCGGCGCGCGCGGGCAGAGCUGUACCGACCGGCCGUGGACCUCCAAGACUACGAGAUGGUCGAGCUGUUCCUCAGGAGACUCAAAAUGUGGAUGGGUCUCAGCAGGGCCAAGGAGUUUCGUCACAAGGUGCGCUUUGAAGGCAUGGAGCUGCCACCAUCUCGCUCAUCCUCCACCAGCGACUGCAAGUCCCUGUGCCUGCCGCCGCUGGACGAUCCAGACUCUCCACCCACGCCAGACAGCGUCGACGCCGGUUCGGAGGCCUCGUGGCGCCCGGCCUCUUCCAGUCCCUGCAGUCUGACCGAAGCCCCGGGCAUCGGCCUGGGGCUCGGGUUAAGUCUGGGUUUGGGUCUGGGCCCCGGGGUAGUGGUGGGAGGUAUUAGCUGGAGGGAGAGGGCCGAGACCGAAGCCUCUCUCAGGAGACUUCUUCCUACUCUGGACGCUCUGCUGCAACAGCUUGAUCGUGUCACCAUGGCAACAGAGGAUCUGUACCACGUGGAGUGUAAACUGGAGCGCACCCAGAGGAAAAGGCGACACAGAGGGAGAGAGAAAGAAGGCGUUGGUCAAGAGAGGAGGAGCGAGGCAGGGCAGAGGAGCAAGUGUGAAGACAAGGACUCUGCCGGUUGGAGGGAGCGAAAGAGUGGAAAAGAAAAACACAAAGGGAGCAGGAAGGGCAAAAGGACAGAUAAAAGUGAACUUGUAAAGGACUGUGGAAACACCACUGCUAAUCCCAAAAAGACUCCUGUAGUUACACCUGCUCCCUUUUCUAAGCCCAGACCAGCCUCAGCCUCAACACUCACCCCUGCUCCUUUGCCCACGCCAGUCACAGAGAAAUCUGCCGCCGACUCCUCUCUCCCCAUCAUAUCGGGAAACACCCCCCCUACCAAUGCCCCACUCAAAACACCCACUGCACAUCCAUAUACCCCCGCACCUUCUUUGCCCUCCACUCCUGCCCCCGCACCCAUCACCCAGGACUGGGAUCCUCCCAGAGAGAGAGAGACGGUCCCCGCCUCCAGCCUGUUCAACCAUCCGGCUCACACAACCACCAUCCCCACACGCAAGCGAAAACGCAAGCCCCCACCCCUGAAAAAUAAGGUGCACCCCAACUUAGACAGGCACGGCUCCGGACACCCCAAAUCAUGAGGACAAACGGACAGAUGAAGAAGGGCAGAGGGGUAGAGGGGGAAAGGAGGAGAGAAUAAAUGUUGGGUUAAGGACGAGAGGAGGACAGGGACAGCGGGUUUUGUCCCAAGGUGCCGCUCUCUAAACCCAGGAAAGCAAUUUGGGUGAAAGCAGAAGAGACAGCGAUGUGACGAGAUGAGCAGUGAUCAAAUCCCAGCUCAGUUCACUCUGAAACAAGGUGCGGGUUCACCUGUGUUUAAGUGAGCUGCUUCAAACAGUCACGUCAAGGUCAACACUAAACUCAAACAGCACUCUCCCACCUUUCCUUUACGAUAAAACUAACCCCAUGCGACCCUGGUGGUCACAUGGGGUCACUGACAGGAACACACAAGCGUGUUCACCAGAGGACUUUGCCAACUGAAAGCAGACAAUUGGCAGUCAGUCUUUUUUUUUGUUCUAUGUAUAUAUCAGAAGAAAAAACCCCGGUGUGUUUCUCAAUUGUGUCGUCUUGUCUACGUGUGUUUAUAUUGUAAUAUUUCGGUUACCAUGGGUACAAGUGGCCUGUCUGAAAACGUGUCACGCGUUUUCGACCCAAAUUUGCAUGCAGGCACACACACACACACACACACUCUACACACGCACACAGAAAAUGAACACUGUAGGCACAGGUGUGCUAAUGGUAACACGUCAUACACUACAGCCACACUAACACACACACACACACUCACAGACUGUUGGGAUUCCCAGCAGCUUGUUUUUCAGGGUGCAGAUAUCAACAUCUCUCCAUACAGGUCCACUUGAGAGAUUAAAGACGAACGAGGAAUAGCAACUGAGUGUCGUUACGGAGUAAAAAAAUGAUUUUGCAUUCGCUUAUAUGAGGUAAAGACUAUUAACACAUCUUAAAGCUAUAAUGACGGAGUAUUUUAUUGAUUUUGUUCCAUAUGGUUGUGAUUUAAAAGCACUUUUGUUCAGAUGUAGAUUGUCUCGUCAGCGAAGGAGCGGAGUAAAAAAAUAAUAAGCUUGGUAUCCAGACCAAUAGAGGAAGCUUCACUCGUAUCGUCACUAUAAACGUUGCCAAAGCUUUUGUAUCAUUUAUGUAUCCUGAAUUGUUACCGUGCAGAGUAAUUAUUCAUUCAUUCAUUCAUUCAGUUUGUACUUAGCACUUUAUUUUCUGGUUGAGCUGAUAUACAACAUAUUUAACUCUCCCUGCGUCAAGUUUUCCUUCCAUUAUAGAGACGUGUUUGUAUUAUUAUUGAAUCAGUCGGUUUUGUAUUUGGUCUUUCGCUUGCGUCUCAUAUUUGUUUUUGUAAUGUUUUUGUCUUAUUGUGAUCAGUAUGAGGACACUACACUUCCAGUGUCCAGUGGCCUCAGAUCUCAGGGAACCCCCCCCUCCCCACCCCAUCACCUGGACAGACGACAAUAAAAACCAAAUAUGCUUUCUUCACUUAUCACAGAACAUGGUUUAGAAUUUGGCCAUUAGCCUCAAUAUCCAGCUGUGUGGAAUUUCAGCUGGUGUCAGUCAUAUGCCGGUCUCUUUUUUUUUGGGUUGGUUGUUGAACGAUAUGAAAGGGAAUUGAUCUUUCAAAAGGUAAUGCUAAUGGGACAUCCACAGAGGGCUCAAGGUCCUUUCUCCCUCCCUCUUCAAGGCUGGUGCCACCGUCACACAGCACGUUCAAUGUGAACCAUUUUGUGUCAAACCCAUUUUCACUUGACUUCGUUUCAGGAUCUCGCAAAAAAAAAACAAGCCCACGUUCCAUUCCUUUGUGUGUGUACAUGUGUGUAUAUAUUGGUGCUUCAUGGUGUAUAUAUUUUUGCUUCUCAUGAUCAGAAUUGUUUAAAAUGUUGCAGCAGCGUUUUCAUAAUGUCAAGCACUGGUGUUUUUACGAAUUCCAAAGAUUUACCUAUCUCCAGUGUGACUGAAGCACUUCAGCCAAAGCUAACAAUGUACUUACAUAUAAAGCGUUCUCCACAAUAAGCCAAACAUGAAACCACAGGAAGCCCAGCUGUUAACGCCUCCACACACGUACCUGCUUCAUGUGCACAGUAUGCAGCAAGAACCGUGCAAGAGCUCUUUGUCUUCAAGCUGCCUCGUGUUGUACAAUGCAUUUUUGUCUUAACAUAUUUUGUCUCUGCUUUUUUUUUUUUGUAUCAUCUUAUCGUGUAAUGUUUGCAGUUGUAGCACUUCUCAUGUUUUUGCACUUGACAAAGUCAAAUAAAGAGUUUGACAGCAAUGACGAGACGA
Messenger RNA from Solea solea (common sole), 16248 nucleotides. It is a transcript of the gene pkd1a, whose product is annotated as polycystic kidney disease 1a. Gene Ontology annotation, biological process: kidney development. Gene Ontology annotation, cellular component: membrane. The record is from RefSeq and is a predicted model, not a curated record. Gene Ontology annotation, molecular function: protein binding. The coding region runs from base 231 to 14027 and encodes 4598 amino acids. NCBI's taxonomy places the organism in Eukaryota, Metazoa, Chordata, Actinopteri, Pleuronectiformes, Soleidae. The transcript is spliced from 53 exons.